CGUUCGUCCCCCUUUUGACCCCACUUGCCCCCUCCCCCUCCCCCUUCCAUCCAUUGAUUCAGCAACCAGCAAUUCCUUUUCAACCCUUCCCUCACACCGAAUGCUGCGACUACGGGCAGCGAUGAGGCUGCACUGCUCCAAUGCACUCGCACUGCGACUUGCUUCUUCAAGCUCUGUUCUCACUCGGCAGCAGCAUGCGUUCAAGUCAUCCCGAAGCCACUCUCAGAUGACAUCCAACAACAAGGCUGCAAUCGCAUCAUCUGGCAUCACUACGAGCCCUUCUAGUAGUGCUCCUACUAUUACUACGACUACUACUGCUGCAGCGACAGGUCAGGCCGAGCUCGCUGUGCUGCAGCAGCGGAUUCCAAACAAGAAGCAACGCUGGGUCGCACUCACGAUUGCCCAGCCAGACGCAUCGAGACCAUUCGCUCAGUGGAGCACGCCAAGUGAUGGGCCAACGGAACACUCGUCCAGUCGCAAGCAGCCGUCGAGCGCGGUGGACGACCACCGACUGGAUGCAGCGGCAGCGUGUCAAACCAAUCCCAGCGCAUCAUCAGAGGGACGGCGGUUGGACGACGAGCAACACCAUGAAGCUGCGCAUCGACGUAAAUCAAUGUCAAUGCUCCACGUUAGGCAAACACAAUCGCCGUCAGCAGCGAGCGGGAACGAGGAGAUCAAGCAGGAGAUUGUCGACACUUUUGCCGCAUCGACCGCACCGCCAGCCCAGCGGCAGCAGUUAAUGUACACGCAGUCGCCCGUAGUGUCACCCGAGGCAGCGCCGCUGCAAGACGCCAAGGUCGUCGAGCCAUUGCCGCAGCACUCCCAGUCCGACCAAACCUCGACAACCACAGCAGCAGCAGCAGAUACGUCGCUCAGAUUCCGAGCACCGCCGCUCUUGCUGGGCAAAGUGGACGCCGUCUCGUUCACAGGACAGUCGUUUGCCGAACGAUGGGACCCUGAAGCGUCUUCGACAUCCACAGAGACACGAUCGGCAGCCCCGGUCGGCUCCGGGAUUUUCGCGCUCGUGGCUUCUCUGCAAAACGCCGGCCAGCGCGCCUGGCGACUCCGCGAGGACACCCGACACCGCUUGAUUGAGGCCUUCUUGCCCAAAGGAUACCCACAUUCCGUCACUCCAAACUACAUGGGCUACUCGCGGUGGCAGGCAGUGCAGUCGGUGACUGGCACGAUGACGGGAGUACUUUCGACACAGGCACUGUUGUAUGCGGUCGGCUUGGGCGCGGGUGCCAUUCCGCUUGCUGGAGCGCUCAACUGGAUUGUCAAGGACGGUCUUGGCCAGCUUGGUGGCGUGGUGUACUCGACCUUUAUCAGCUCCAAGUUUGACAGCGAUCCAAAGCGCCACAGGUUCUGGUCGAAUGCCGCGCUGCAAGCGAGCACACUCCUUGAGAUUCUCACGCCUCUAGCACCGGGCAUGUUUUUGUUUCUGGCUUCGGUGUCUAACAUCGGCAAAAACAUUUCUUGGCUCGCAGCCUCCAGCACCCGUGCGCAAAUGCACAACAGCCUGACACUGCGAGACAAUCUUGGCGAUGUCACCGGGAAGGCGGGGAGCCAGGCUAUUGCCACGAGCCUGAUUGGCACAGGUCUGGGUAUCGCCAUUGCCCCGUUCGUCGGCACAGACCCGAUAGCAGUGCUGCUUGCCUUUCUCCCGCUAUCGAUUGUUAACAUGGUGUCCAACUACCGUUCUAACACCAUUGUUCACAUGCGCACUUUAAAUGUUCAACGUGCAGAACGCCUCUUUAUGCACUUUUUGCUGCACAACCGUGCCGCCUUGAUCGAUGCCGCAGCCGCAGAUAAAAUGGCAUUCUCCACGCCCAUGCAAUACCAGCUGCUCACACCUUCUCAAGUUAGCGGCGCAGAGUCGUUCGUGUGGCAUUAUCGAACAAUUUUUGACGUGCCUGUGUGCGUGGAGCCACCGAUUGAUGUUGUCUUUGCCAAACACGACGCCACUGCGAGCUCCUCGGCGACCACAGGCAAGGCCACUGCAAACACCCCGCUCUACGAGCCCAAGCGCCUGCUCGAACGUCUCAGGAAGGCACUGGGACGCUCACCUCCAGCGCAACUGCCGAUUGAUUCGUGCGCCGUUUCUCUGUUGCUCGGCGACGUGUGGAUGCUGGGACGCGAGAACUACCUGCUCGCAGUCAUGGACGCAACUCAGCACGAAGGCGGCAUGCUGGCUGCACUGGACAUUGCUUACCAAACGCCGUCAUUCUCGCUGCUCCCGUCAGAUACACCUCCCACAGCUAUUCCGCCGCCUCCAUCCAACGCCUCCGAAUCUCUUCAAACCGAGCAGGCCGGAACACCGCCAUCGCUGCAGCGGCGACGCACUGUUUGCCUGUGGUUCCGUGAAGGUACCACCUCCAACGAGAUGGUCACAGGCUUCUUGCAUGCAUGUCUACUCAGGUAUGCGAUGGAGGAUCCCGAUGUGAGGGCCGCAUUCCUCGGAGCGUCCGUCGCCGCUUCAUCCGGCACCACCGACGCCAACACCGUGCUGCCUGCUGCACACGCCGAGCAGAUUCGCUCCAUGGUCAUCUCCAGUCGUCAGCCAACCGCAACGGACGCGCAACAGCUCGAAUCGGAAGCAAACGCGCUCCUGGAAGAGGUGGUUCUAUCCCGCGUCAGCCACUCGAUCGUUCGUACCAUCAGCCCGAACUUUUCAGCGGCGCUCGCCAAAAGCGGCUGGCGCACCAAGAAUGUAUUCCUAGCCGAAGGCGAUGCCCGUCUCGUGACCGACUAAGAAGGGAAGCGGCUGUAUUCUUGAUCAAAUCCAACACAAUAAACGCU
Capsaspora owczarzaki ATCC 30864 is the source of this 2799-nucleotide messenger RNA. RefSeq lists its product as hypothetical. The record is from RefSeq and is a predicted model, not a curated record. The transcript is spliced from 5 exons. Lineage: Eukaryota; Filasterea; Ministeriida; Capsasporidae. Bases 101 to 2752 code for a protein of 883 amino acids.